AAGUUCCAACCACGUGUCCACUGAUUGAUCAUUAUACAUUUGCCAGUUGGCUUGCACUUGUCUUUAUCGCCCGUAACUCCGAGGCGGAGCUUGUUGUGUAUGUUGUGCGCCAACUUCAGCUUAUCCGGAUCUAUCAAGCACGGGCGCACCGGGCCAUUGAAGAAGCGCGUGUCAUCGGACACUGUCCGCCGAGUCUCAGAGGGCCACUCUCACUCUCACUCUCACCGUCACCGUCACCGCUGUGUCGCGCUCGUCUCCAUUUCCCUCUCACUCGUUCUGCGCGCUCUGCUCCAGUGAUGGCGGGCAUAUGGAGCUGGUGUUAAGGCUGUGCAGACGUUAUGACCAGUAGAGGCCUUUACAAAGUGAAUAAGGAAUCAACAUCUCCUGCACCUAAAAGACGUAUGGAGAAUCACAAAAAGCCGACAUCGGAGGCGGUGAGGGGGGCGAUUCAGCUUGGCAUUGGCUACACAGUGGGGAACCUGACGUCCAAACCUGACAGGGACGUCCUUAUGCAGGACUUCUACAUGGUGGAGAGUGUCUUCCUACCCAGCGAGGGCAGUAAUCUGACGCCGGCCCAUCACUACCCAGACUUCCGCUUUAAGACCUACGCCCCUCUGGCCUUCAGAUACUUCAGAGAGCUGUUUGGGAUCAAGCCUGACGACUACCUGUACUCCAUCUGUAAUGAGCCCCUGAUCGAGCUGUCCAAUCCUGGGGCCAGUAGCUCUUGGUUCUACCUGACCAGCGACGACGAGUUCAUCAUCAAAACCGUCACGCCCAAGGAGGCCGAGUUCCUUCAGAAACUCCUGCCAGGAUACUACAUGAACCUGAACCAGAACCCUCGCACACUGCUGCCCAAGUUCUACGGGCUUUACUGCGUCCAGUGUGCAGGGGUCAACAUCCGUGUGGUUGUCAUGAACAAUGUGUUGCCACGGGCAAUGAAGAUGCACUACAAGUAUGACCUGAAGGGGUCCACCUACAAGCGCCGCGCCUCACGGAAGGAACGAACCAAAAGCUCGCCCACCUUCAAGGACCUGGACUUCCAAGAGAUGAUGCACGAAGGGCUUUUCUUCGACCCCGAGACACACAGUGCCCUCAUGAAGACACUGGAGAGAGACUGCAGGGUUCUGGAGAGCUUUAAGAUCAUGGACUACAGCCUGCUGCUGGGGGUGCAUGUUCAGGAGAGAGGCCUAAGGGACCGUGGGGGGCGCGGGGACAGCAAGAGGCAGAAGGUCCUCUACUCCACCGCGCUCGAGUCCAUCCAGGGGGACAACAAAUCUGCCAAACCAGUGCCCGACGACGACGACACGUUGGGGGGUAUUCCAGCCAAACACAAAGAUGAGAAGAUGCUCAUUUUCUUGGGAAUCAUCGAUAUUCUGCAGUCCUACAGAUUCAUCAAGAAAGUGGAACACUCCUGGAAAGCACUUGUGCAUGAUGGGGACACCAUCUCUGUGCACAGGCCGAGCUUCUAUGCUGACAGAUUCCUGAAGUUCAUGGGCAGUACAGUUUUCAAGAAGAUCCACCCUUUGCGUGGGAUGUCGUCUCGGCGGAAGCGCUCUCUGCAGGCCCAGCGUUCAGCCUCCCAGGAGCUGCUGUCCCCCCUGGCGGAGCAGAAGGACGAGAGGAAGACUCAGAGCCUGGCCAGCCUGGACAACGCAGACAUGUCCUGUGGAGUGCAGCCUGACGUGGUUCCAUCUCUGACUGGCCUGAGUGAUGCGUGUUCAGCCCUCUCCACCUGCUCCCUGGGCUCCAGAGCUGAAGCAGACACAGAGAGCAGGGACAACGAGCGCCGCAUGUCCAGUGCCACGCUGGUGCUAGGAGCCACACCCCCAUCCCAGGACCCGGUCUCCGCCCCCUCCUCCCCCUCCUCUGACUCCGAGCUGGACGUUUACCUGUGAGGGGCCUUGUUGGUGGAGUCACCAGGAUGAUGUCACCCAGAGAAACUGAGUGAUGUCUGGCCCUCUUGAGCUUGUUUCCCCCACAGUGCCCUCUGCUGGACAGAGUCAGUGCUGACAAUUGAGCCUCCUGUACUCUGCCCUACUGCUGCUACCUGAGGAGACCAGGCAUCACCAGAUGAAUCCUCAGCGACCCCACAUCAGAGCAUCAGACUGUUAUUAGGCAUCACCAGACGAGUUCAGAGCAUCAGACUGUUAUCAGACGUCGGAUCAUACUAUACUUAUACUUAGGCAUCACCAGACGAGUUUAGAGCAUCAGACUGUUAUCAGACGUCGGAUGAAAAGCACUGGUCACUCUUCCCUGAUUGCAACUGGCCCUUCCCUUUUUAAGCCACUCCCCUAUGCCCCUCACCUUUGAGUGAGUGUGUGUAUGUGUGUUAGAGACAAAGUGAAAGAGAGAGAGAGAGAGAGUGUGUGUUUACACAAGUACGAGUUUUGAGUGUGUGUGAAGGAUGUGUUUAAGUUAAAUUAUGUUUCCUGAGUCAUCUAGAAUGUAACAAGUGAUCUAGAAUGUAAAUAAUGUUUUAUAGAAAGCUAUGAGAUAAAUAUAAUUUAGUUCUUAUGCGUGUAGAUAUAAUAUGGAAAAAAGGUGUUUCUAACUCAAUGACUGGCUGAGGACCACCCCUGUGAUGGUAGUGUGUGUGUGUGUGUGUGUGUAUGUGUGAUGAUGAUGAUGAUGAUGAGUGGGGGUGAGGGUCCUUUAGAAGCUCCAGUCAGCAUAGAUUGAGUCUUAAUCAUGUAGCCUACCUAUUCCAAAUAAGUGAUGUUUGGGAGGAGGACAUAUUUAUCCAUAUCAAUCAGUCAUAUGUGCCAUCAGUAAGUUAUGAUAUUUUAAUAAAACUAUGAGAAGUUA
Molecule: messenger RNA, 2805 nt
Organism: Alosa sapidissima (American shad)
Lineage: Eukaryota; Metazoa; Chordata; Actinopteri; Clupeiformes; Clupeidae
Gene: pip5k1ba
Product: phosphatidylinositol-4-phosphate 5-kinase, type I, beta a
Exons: 16
Coding region: 339-1895 (518 amino acids)
Biological process (GO): phosphatidylinositol metabolic process
Molecular function (GO): phosphatidylinositol kinase activity
Source: RefSeq, a predicted model, not a curated record